Amblyraja radiata (thorny skate) is the source of this 5131-nucleotide messenger RNA. Its product is annotated as phosphatase and actin regulator 1-like. Bases 196 to 2274 code for a protein of 692 amino acids. The transcript is spliced from 15 exons. NCBI's taxonomy places the organism in Eukaryota, Metazoa, Chordata, Chondrichthyes, Rajiformes, Rajidae. Gene Ontology annotation, molecular function: actin binding. The record is from RefSeq and is a predicted model, not a curated record. Gene Ontology annotation, biological process: actin cytoskeleton organization; neural crest cell migration.
GGGCUUCAGCAGCGCGAGCGGGCGGGCGGGCGGACGGCACUCGGCAGGCAGGGCGGGCACAACACGCCGCGACGCCCACAGACAGAUGCUGCAUGUUUCCAAGCAGGAGGAAACUGAAAGUCUUGGAUGGGGGACUGAGGGCACGGUCGAAGAGGUUUCUGAAAGCAGUGCGGUUACAGAGACGUGUAGCUAGGAAUGGAAAAUCGUGUUGCUGAGGAAGAGGAGCCUCGUCUGCCAGUGAGCUCAGGAAAUGACGUCUCCGGGUCGAAUACUCCCACGGCACGGAGGAAGGGGAAAUUCCCAGGAUUUGGCAAAAUAUUCAAACCGUGGAAAUGGAGGAAAAAGAAAAGCAGUGAAAAGUUCAAGGAAACCUCUGCAGUUUUGGACAGGAAAUUAUCUGUGAGACAGAGCAGAUCUGAACUGGUUAAGAAGGGAGUAUUGAAAGAGAUUCCUGAACAAGAUGGGGAAAUUAACAGCAAACCUGACCAGAACAGUACACUAAAGAAUGGACACACAGUCUCUGUGGGCGAAUUGUCCACCUCAAAGGAGCCAGAAGUACCAGCUGCAGCUGAGAAAAGACCAAGUGUUUCGAAACCUCCACAGGAAAAAGAGGAAAAAAUGAUUAACUCUGCUGCAGAAUUUAAAAAAACGAAAGCAGAGGCUUUGGAGAGACGUCCACUGUCGGAAAUGGAGUCCGUGCGUGACCAGAGACGGGCUUUGCUUCCUCCCAAAAGACCCAUUUCAGCUCCCACUCUGGAGACAGGCGAGGAGCAGGUGGAAGAUUCCGGAGCCAAUGUGACUGAUGCCAAGGAUGUCUCUCCCAUUAUCUCCACCUUUUCAACUUCCUGUUCUAUCACUACCUCCAGUACCACACAAUCUUUGACCACCACUACAAAUGCGAUCACUACUGUUUCAAGUACAGCUAUCACCUCGACCACCACAGCCCCUGUUAAGCAACCUCCCAUCCCACCUCCAAAACCCAACCGGAAUAGCAAUCCUUUAUACGCGGAGCUAAGUCACGUCAUGACCCCUGGCUUGAAUUUGCCAGGUAAGAAUUCGCCACCAGUGCCACACAAGAGGAUAAGCUUCAACCCACCUGUAACCGAGCCAAACAACACUACCCAAAAUGCAUUCGAGAGCAAGGAGAGAGUACAGCUACCGUCGAAAGCACCGUCAUCAGUGCACGCACCCGGGUCGUCACCGACAUUGCCUUCACGCCCACCUUCCGCCCCGGAACCCGCUCCUCGACAGUCCUUCACACCCAGACUGGUCAAACUUAUUCCACCCACGUUGACAUUCCCUCACACCAUUGUACAACGUGAGAAAGAACCAGAUCAGCGGCCUCAUUCUUUGUCUGAACAUCAGUCUGACGCCGAGAUCCUCCCGAAUCGGCAGUCUCAAGUUCCACUGCACAUAAUGAUACAGCAAGCACUCUGCAGCCCUCGACCAGUCAUCACUGCAGCUGAUGGUUCGAAUACAGCAAAGUCGCAGCUUUUUGAUAUUGCCCUUGAUGAUGCUAGUAUGAACAAAGGGUUGCAAGUCACCUUGGAGAAGUUAAAAUGUCCCUCUGAUGAUGAAAACAACGAGGACGAAGAGGAGGAGGAACAGGGAGAACAGAGGUUCGACAAAGCGGAUGAUCCAACAUUAGUUUCAACAGUCAUUAUCAUUCCGGAGCUCGUGAGACAGGAUGAAGAUACAAGUGACUCUGAUGAUGAUGGUCCAGUAUUGUACAGGGAUGACGAUGAGGAUGAGGAUGAUGAUCAGCCCAGUUCGUUGGCCAAUAAAGUAAAGCGAAAAGAUACUUUGGCUCUUAAACUGAGCAACAGACCUACAAAGCAGGAACUUAUCGAGAAGAACAUACUACCUCGCCAGUCUGAUCGGGAGAGGCUCGAGAUUCGACAGAAGAUUGGAACAGCUCUCAUCAGGCGUCUGAGUCAAAGGCCAAGUGCAGAAGAAUUGGAGCAAAGGAAUAUCCUUAAAUAUAAAGAUGAAGAACAACACCAGGCAGAAAAACGGGAAAUCAAGAGGCGGCUCACUAGAAAGCUCAGUGAAAGACCCACGGUGGCAGAACUCCAGGCAAGAAAAAUCCUACGGUUCCACGAGUAUGUUGAAGUGACUGAUGCUCACGACUAUGAUCGACGUGCAGAGAAGCCUUGGACUAAAUUAACACCAGCAGAUAAGGCAGCAAUACGCAAAGAACUAAAUGAAUUCAAAAGUCAAGAGAUGGAGGUGCAUGAAGAAAGCAGGAUGUAUACAAGGUUCCAUCGGCCUUAAGAAUGUGUACAGAGUAAACAGAAAUCUAGCUAUAUGGAAUCUGUGCAGAGAUGGGGAUGAGGCGCGAGAGCUGUACCUGAAGCCAUGUUGUAUUGACAAUGGUGUACAAUGUAUUCAGUACAAAUUCAGUGAACCUGGUGCCAUGGGAAAAGAUAUCAAAGCCUGAUAAACAUAUACGUAAAUCAGUUCAUACAUCCUCGAAGUUGAGGUUUCCCUUGAUCAUAUCUGUUUCUGCGCCUCCAGAUUUAUACAAUAUACUAGUUGCUUCAAAAUCACAGCACUUGCUAACAGUUGCUGGGAUGGUGUGCUGGGGAAAUGACUGUUUUUCCUUUUUUUUUAAACCAGAGAUGAAUGAAGAGUAGGUCUUUGUAUAGACUGUGAUCACCAUCUCCCUAUUACCUUCUCAAGACAUAUUAUCCCUUUUGAUUUUAUAUUUGCACACGUUUUGACGUCUCAAGGAAAGCCAUUUGGAGACUAUGCGUCACCCAUUGCCGAAUUACCCUGGACCCCAGGCUACCAGGUCUUACGUUACUGCAUUAUCCUCGCAACCACCAUCAGUUCCAUGGCCUUUUAGUUGCUGGUGUCUCCAGGAGCAAAACGGACUCUUGGAAUACAACGAAAACGUGGAAUGACUGGAGGGUUUUGUGGCGACGAAUUUCUUGUUGUAGCCACUCUCCUUUUUUUUAAAACAAAAAUCAACAAGUGCUGAUUUCACUGAAGCAGGUCUCUUUUGAAAGGAAUGUAUUAUAGCAUCAGGUGCCUUUCAUCCUAAGACACCACGGAAGUGGGGAAGGAUCUGGUUUUGGGCUGUGAAAUUAUAAACCUUUGUACAUAGGCAGUGACUGGUUUGCAUUGAAUGUUAAAUCGUGCCUCAAUGGAAAAGAUGCACCUCCCUAUUUCAUUUAGAGUGAAUAUGUACACAGUUGUCUUCAUAUUUAAAUAUUGAAUAAAGUAUAAUUGUAACUUUAAAAAAAAAAAAUCAGAAUCCAUUUAAAACACUAUACUGAAUUCCUUCACAACCAAACUGUCGAACAUUUCCAUUCUAGUAUGACAUGUGUUAUCUCUUUGACAUUUUAAAUUGCCUUGUAAUUUAUAACAAAUUAAUUUACCCAGUCUCGCUCUCUGGCAGACGAUAGCAUAGACAGGUCGGCAGUGAAGAAUGCAAUUUGUUUUUCAACUCCUUGCUUUUGUUCCUGUAACUCAAUCAUCUUACGUGCGUUAUAUUCGAUCUUCAGCUAAGUGAGCGGCUCAGUUAAUUCCAAUCCUUUUUCGCAGUGGAAUGCGAAUAAUGGGCGGAAAUGAUCUACUGAACUUGCUGAGUGUUUUGGUUUUUCUUGGGAACGUGUGAAGCACUUGAUGGAUUUCAUUUGCAACAUUUUCAGUCAUAUCAUUUAAAGUUCAAGAUUCUUGUUUGUCGACAGAUGAGUGGAACGGUCAAAGUACAUCUUGAAGUAAAACUUUGGUGUAGACCCUGGCAGCAGGAUUCUCCAUAAAAUCAUAUCUAAACAGGUGAUAUGCAUUUGCUGAUUGAGUUGAUGGGCUUCAGUAAUAGGCCAUAAUGCGAACAAAAUAUUUGCAGCAGCAUUGCGGUUAAAACCAGGAGAUCGCUGAGCAACCAUCGAAUUAGUGUCAGUUUCACUGCAAUGCUACAUACACAUCGUCAGUUUCAAUCAUGACAGCUGAUGUGCAUUGUUAUUUUGUUUCUCUUCUGUUCCUCAUCUAUCUGUGAAUUUACAGUUGGUAAGAAUAUGGAGGGCUCUUUAAUAAGAAGAAGCUUUAAAAUCACACUUUCAUUUAGUUUAAUUCACUAUUCAGGUCAUUGUGACGAGGGGCAUUUGAGCCACAUCGGUGCCACGCUCGACUAUUGUUUGAUGGGGUCAAUAAUACAGUGAAAUCCCUGCCUGACAGAUGACAGGGUUAUAGAAUGGUUGGUUAAUUAAUGCAAUAGAUAGUCACUUGUCGUGCAGCUCAAAGGUCCCUGUUCUGAACUCCUUAUGUGCUAACCUGAAGCUCGCGUUUAGCAGUCUAGGCACUGUAAUUAUCCACGUGGGUGGGGCCUUUGGGCUGAGGAGGAAAGACAACUCGGGGUCCCCGCUCCUGAUCUGUUAAUUCCUGGGUGGGAAGCCCACAUGCAGGACACGAUGUGGUGGGUUAUUGAAGAGCCAAGUUGCACUUGAGGAAUAGCCACAUGGGGCAAGUACUCAAGGGUUUCCAGGGCUGCCCUCCUCUGGUCUGUGACCAUGAGACGGAAGGUGGGAAACCAGGAGCGCUGUGACACACUGGAGCCUAAUGGGCCUGCUACACUGCUAAAUAUUAAAUAUUAGUAUUUUUAUUAAGCCAGUACAUACAAUGUUGCAGGGUUAGCAAUGCCCUCCUCUCUUUGGAAUUGAAUUAUUGCACAUGUAUGUAAUAUUUUUAGCAAGAUAUGUUAAUGUUAAUACAAUUCCUUUUUGUAAAGCGUUGGAUAUCUCAAAAUGGUCUUCCUCGUACCUCUUCUCCCCGAUACAGCUAAUGAGUUUAUGAAUUGAACGCACAUCAUGGUGUUUUUGUGUUUGAGGGGAUCCAGGAUUUAAAAUUGACUCUCAACCUUUGUCUGUAGUUGUUCCUCGAUUAUGAAAUGCAGCUGGACUGGGGGAGGAAGGUUAAAAGACCAAAUUGAAAUCCAGCCUCUCCCAUCAGAAAUUUUAAACAAAGACAAGCAAAUUUUUUUGCAGUCUGUAUAGUUGUCGUAUGUACAUUUUCAUAUGAGUUGUAAAUAAUUGAACAAUUAUUGUUGCUCUUAUAAAUUGUUUUUUUUUUGGUGUAUUUUGUUCUCAUUCAAUGCUGCUUUCUUUUAUUAAAAAAUAGAUUCCUAUUA